Molecule: messenger RNA, 1450 nt
Organism: Gorilla gorilla gorilla (western lowland gorilla)
Lineage: Eukaryota; Metazoa; Chordata; Mammalia; Primates; Hominidae
Gene: RAD1
Product: RAD1 checkpoint DNA exonuclease
Exons: 7
Coding region: 200-1234 (344 amino acids)
Biological process (GO): DNA repair; DNA damage checkpoint signaling
Cellular component (GO): checkpoint clamp complex; nucleus
Source: RefSeq, a predicted model, not a curated record
CGGGGUCGGGGCCCGGGCCGAAGCGGCGGCGGCGGCGGCGGCGCUGGCAGUCCUCUCCGGCGGGAGUCCGCCGCCUGCACCGGGCCAGCCAGCGAGCCCGGCGGCGGCGGCGGCAGCGGCGGUGGUGUAGGUGUUUGGCGAUCCGCCGAGCAGUUGUUGGCCCCAGGAGCAUCCCUCGGUGCCGAAUGCGCAGUGGACGAUGCCCCUUCUGACCCAACAGAUCCAAGACGAGGAUGAUCAGUACAGCCUUGUGGCCAGCCUUGACAACGUUAGGAAUCUCUCCACUAUCUUGAAAGCUAUUCAUUUCCGAGAACAUGCCACGUGUUUCGCAACUAAAAAUGGUAUCAAAGUAACAGUGGAAAAUGCAAAGUGCGUGCAAGCAAAUGCUUUUAUUCAGGCUGGAAUAUUUCAGGAGUUUAAAGUUCAGGAAGAGUCUGUUACUUUUCGAAUUAAUUUAACUGUCCUUUUAGACUGUUUAUCUAUUUUUGGAUCAAGUCCUAUGCCAGGGACUUUAACUGCACUUCGGAUGUGUUACCAAGGUUAUGGUUACCCUUUGAUGCUGUUCCUGGAAGAAGGAGGAGUGGUGACAGUCUGCAAAAUCAAUACACAGGAACCUGAGGAGACCCUGGACUUUGAUUUCUGCAGCACCAAUGUUAUUAAUAAAAUUAUUCUGCAGUCAGAGGGGCUCCGUGAAGCAUUUUCUGAAUUGGAUAUGACGAGUGAAGUCCUACAAAUUACUAUGUCUCCUGACAAGCCUUAUUUCAGAAUAUUAAAGGCCCUAAAUACAUACGGAAUAAAAGGAAUAAGGUAUUCUUUUUGUAACUACUUUAGAAGAAUUACAGGCCCGGCUGUAAAAGUGCGGUGGCAGACACCUGUAAUCCCAGCACUUUGGGAGGCCGAAGUGGGCAGAUCACUUGAGGUCAGGAGUUCAAGACCAGCCUGGCCAACAUGGUUAUCUACUUUUGGAAAUGCAGGAAGUUCCCACCUUGACUAUCCCAAAGAUUCUGAUUUGAUGGAAGCAUUUCAUUGUAAUCAGACCCAAGUCAACAGAUACAAGAUUUCCUUACUGAAACCCUCUACAAAGGCAUUAGUCCUAUCUUGUAAGGUAUCUAUUCGGACAGAUAACAGAGGCUUCCUUUCAUUACAGUAUAUGAUUAGAAAUGAAGAUGGACAAAUAUGUUUUGUGGAAUAUUACUGCUGCCCUGAUGAAGAAGUUCCUGAAUCUGAGUCUUGAGUAUGACACUUCACUGAUAUUUAUGUGUACAUUUAUGAUAGAUGAAGUUCUUAUUCUGAGUACAGUACUCUUUGUAAUUUCACAUUGGAUUUUCUAUAGAGAAGAAGCACAAUGGGGAAGAUAGGAGCAAGGUCAUGUACCCUAAUAGUUACUAUGUUUUGUAAAUCCAUUUUGUAGAGGGCAUGUAAAUAAAUGUUUUCCUGUAGUCACAGAUUA